This is a messenger RNA of Chelmon rostratus (copperband butterflyfish), 7099 nucleotides long. RefSeq names its product tubulin tyrosine ligase-like family, member 4 (gene ttll4). The transcript has 21 exons. Lineage: Eukaryota; Metazoa; Chordata; Actinopteri; Chaetodontiformes; Chaetodontidae. Gene Ontology annotation, biological process: protein polyglutamylation; microtubule cytoskeleton organization. Gene Ontology annotation, molecular function: tubulin binding; tubulin-glutamic acid ligase activity. The coding region runs from base 799 to 4026 and encodes 1075 amino acids. The record is from RefSeq and is a predicted model, not a curated record. Gene Ontology annotation, cellular component: cilium.
CUGCAACGUGAGGAACUCAGACGAGAAGCCCCUCGCCAGACCAGUGAAACAACAUGUGUAGGGACAUUACAGGGAGCAAAGUAGUUGCAGUGGUGAAAUCUGCUGGCUCGUAGUGUCCUGUUAAUCAGCUGAGGAAGACAUGAGAGCUCGGGGGACACUGCUUUCUCCUUCAAGACCUGAUACCUUAGUGUGAGCCAAGUAUGCGGCCUCUGGCAGUUUGUUGAGAAGAAGGAAGUAAAACGGCUUCUGGCUCAGUCUCCAUCAGCUAAGGUCCUGAAGACUCCUCAGCUCGGUCCUAUAUCAAACUCUGGGUGUGACUGUUAGUUACAGUGGGAACCACGUUGCCUCAGGAAUAAAAACCUUAUGUGCCUGCCAGUCUGAGCCUCAGGUGAGGGCUUGUAACCCCACAUCACUAGUGCUGACAGUGUCUAGCGACUUGCAGCACAGGUGCAAGGUUCAAGCGUUGCACUGCUGUCACUGCAUCUGUGGUGGCAGUUAUGUUUACUGUUGGUUGGGAUUUAUCAAGAACUUGUAGUCAAUCCACAGGGACCAACAGAAAAUAUCCAACUCCUUUCACCUGGAGCUGACAUCCCAAAAGUCAUUCCAACAGAAGGACCACUUGUUGAGAGGGGAGCUGUAAGGAGAAACAGGGUCUUUUUGGGAAGAGAGCCCUCCUCCACCUCAGGCUUUGGUAUUGUCUCGACUGUUAAUUCCUUUCCUGGCUAACAAUCUCCACCCAAGUCCUCUGGCCCUAAACUAAGCCCUUCAGAAAUAACCACAUCUUUGUUGGGCGGUGCCAUGCCCACCAACCAGUCCUCGCCCUGGGGUGGGGGGAAGCUUCGGACUUCUUCCAAUUCAAAUAGUCCCACUGCUACAGCCUCCAGCGCCAAGACAGUUGUGGUCACUAAAGUGCCUUUUAGCCAGACUUCUCCAGAGCGAGCGAGCAGAAAGGAUCAGGCCAAACCUCUCUCCUCCAAUGUUGCCUCGUCUGCUUCCCCCUUGAGGCAGACAACAGUGGCCCCAUCUGUGGUUUCAGUAUGGGAGACUGAGGACGAAAAUAAAACCAACACACAGAGCCAAUUCACCGCUGUGCCAGAUGGGUCUCCAAACCUGCCACAACAACUUAAUGUGAUAAAAGUCCCAAACCAGGUACUUGAAAGAGGACUGACACAGGCUGGUUACAUCCCCACAGAGACCAGUGCCCCUUCCUCCAUCCACAAGAAGGAAUACCAAGCUGGGUGUAAAGUCCAACUCAAAACCUCUCAACCUGGAAAUGGUUUAGCAGUGAGCAUCUUUCCGGCUGGUGCAGGUGAUAGGACAUUGAGAUUGGAGUCUCUUUUAUCAGUUUGUCAUCAAGAUCUGUUCAUCAAAGGACAGCCCUCUGUGCAGCAAAUGAACAAACUGAUGCUUGAAGCUGCAGACUGUUCCUCCUUGCCAUCAGUGCCUCCUCUAUGCCUUACUCUCUGUCAACAUCAGGGGGCAACAUUGGGAAAGGAUGCCUCACACCUUGACAGCACAAAAGCAGAAAUAAGAAGCACAACAAGAGAAAAUACAACUACAAGGAGGAGCCAUUCAGCUAAACUGGCAAUGAAAUGCAGUCAGAAACAAAACCACUGCACAACAAUUAGUGCUUUAAACAAUCAGUUGCUAGUGCGAGGUAGUCCUCCAGCAGUGGUGGUGGCAACUACAAACGGCAAACCCCAAACAACAGCAUCAGUAGACCCAAACAAACAGCCAACAGAAAGUCAAUGUCCACCAGGAAGCACCUUGUCCACAUGCAGGAAAAGCAGUCCUCCAGCAGCCAGUCCAUUUCCAAAUGGCCCCAUGCCAAGUGUGCUCAGUGCCAGAGUCAGUGCCACUGAGGAGAAGCAGUCCACAUCGCUGGAUGCCACCACAGACGAGGCCCCCUGUCCUGCAGGAGCCUUGGUGGGUUCUGUGACCACUCGGAUCUCCACAAUCCACCUAACCAGGCAGGGAGAGCCUUCCCCCAUGUCAUCUUCAUCCUCACCGUCGCCUACAGAGGAGUGUCUGGCCAGAGAGACUCAGCUGUCUGUCCAGGAAUGUGUUAUGCAGGUGGAUGGAGUUGAGGAGGAGCUGCCUGAUGAGCUGGAAAAUGCCUGUAGUGAUGACGAUGAUUCCGACUGUUCGUCCUCAUCCACAGCAUCUAUUGCUCUCCUUUCUGGUAUUGAGGAGCCGAUGUUAUUGGGGGCGGAAGAUGAUCGAGAGGAGAGACCAGCUUUGGUUCCCAGUUUGUUUCCCCUCAUCCCCCCAACACUCUACUUCAGCACCGCCAAUGAGAAAGUGGAACUGCUGCCUGCAGAACAAAGACGACUGUUAAAAUGGAAGAUGAGCACUGUGACGCCAAAUGUUGUAAAACACACCAUCGCCAGGUCACACUUCAAAGUCACCAAGAAAAGCCACGACUGGUUGGGCUGCUGGGGACACCACAUGAAGUCUCCUGGCUUCAAGGCCCUCGGAGAGCACCAGAAAUUAAACCACUUCCCGGGAACAUUUCAGAUUGGCAGGAAGGACCGGCUGUGGAGGAAUCUGUCUAAGAUGCAAAUUCGCUUUGGCAAACAGGAGUUCAGCUUUUUCCCCCGGACCUUCAUCCUUCCUCAGGACAUCAAGCUGCUCCGCAAGGCCUGGGAGGACAGUGGCUCCAGGCAGAAAUGGAUCAUCAAACCUCCUGCUUCAGCCAGAGGAAUAGGAAUCCAGGUCAUCCACAAAUGGAGCCAGAUGCCCCGCAAGAGACCACUGCUGGUCCAGAAGUACCUUCACAAGCCCUACCUCAUCAGUGGUAACAAAUUUGACCUGCGGAUCUAUGUCUAUGUGACAGCCUACGACCCGCUCAGAAUCUACAUCUUCUCUGACGGACUGGUUCGAUUCGCCAGCUGCAAGUAUUCAUCCUCCAUGAAGACUCUGAGUAACAAGUUCAUGCACCUGACCAACUACAGCGUCAACAAGAAAAACUCUGAAUACCAGACGAACAGCGAUGAUAAGGCCUGCCAGGGACACAAAUGGGCUUUGAAGGCCUUGUGGCAGUAUCUUGGUUCUCGAGGAAUCAACACCACUCUGAUCUGGGAGAAGAUUAAAGACAUUGUGAUCAAAACCGUCAUUGCCUCCGAGCCGUACGUUAACAGUCUGCUGAAGAUGAACGUUCGGACACCUUACAGCUGCCACGAGCUGUUCGGCUUUGACAUCAUGCUGGAUGAGAACCUCAAGCCCUGGAUCCUGGAGGUCAACAUAUCACCGAGCCUCCAUUCCAACACCGCACUGGACGUUUCCAUCAAAGGUCAGAUGAUCAGAGACCUCCUGAACCUGGCUGGCUUCCGCAUUCCCCAAAGAGAAGAUGUAACUGCCCCCUGCAGUAGCACCUCCAGCUCCACCAGCAGUCUGUGUGGUGGGAGCAGGGAGAGGACGAGACCAGAGCUGUCCGCUGAUGAGAAGGUGAAACGGGCCUUUUACCUCACACAACGCUACGCAGACCAGGACUUCCUCUCUACAGUGCUGGAUGUCUUGACUCCAGAGGACGUCCGUGUGCUGGCAGAGACUGAAGACGAGCUGAAACGUCUCGGACAGUUUGAGCGAGUUUUCCCAUCGCAGUCAUCGUCUCGCUACCUCCGCUUCUUCGAAUGUCCGAGGUACCUCAAUGUCCUGCUGGACCAGUGGGAGCAGAAGCACUGGAACAACAGGACAAAAGGUAUCAGUCUGCUGACGACUCUCUGUCAGAAAGGAGUCCACCUGGGAACUAAUGACCCCGCUCACGUGUGGUCCAAGUGUAGCUACAUCUCAAAGUUUGAACCCCACAGACAAGACCUCGUCAGCCCAUCCAGAUCCAGGGUGGUGGUCAGCCAUCAGCACCGCUCCCAUCCUGACAACGACGACGGUUCAGACAGGGAGGUUGCCUCGGCCUCUAGCCUGCCUGCGUCACCAAGUCCUGGAUCUAGUGUCACCAGCAGUGCCUGUGCAAGCCCUCAGCCCGGCCACUCCCAGAGCCUGCUUCCCCAACAGUUUGCCUCACUCUGAGACUCAGUUUGCCCGUGUCAGAGUGUACCCAGUACCCAGAAGAGACACAAAGCUCAGGGUCUAGGACUAGCCCCAAACUCUCCCCAAACACCCUUCUAUUGAUUGUUCAUGUCUAAAUGGAUGAGUACUGUACCUAGAACUGUAAGCUUGAAGCCCAGUCUUAACAAACACUGUAGAGGGGAGACGAUUUUGCUUAACAGAAUUGUAUUUGGCUAAGGGAGUACUACAGUAAGUGCUAUAUACUGAGGAUAUAUAUAUAUAUAUAAGACCAGUGAAAAUAUAACACUUAAAUGACCACGCCAGUGUUUUCUAUGUCUUAAUAUACGCCAACUUUAGUUAAACUGUAUUCUUAGCUUCUGAGCAUCCAUUCAUUUCCAUUCAUUUCUUUGCAGUAUGAAAUUCAUCCUCCAGAGACUUGAAACACACUGAUAAUACAUCAUCCGUCACAGUGAGCUUCAUGUCUGCUUAAUUUCUCACAUUUACAUUGUUACAUGGCAGUGCAGUGCAACCUUUACCAAUCAGCUUAACCAGGCACUGAUGGUGUAACUUUGACAACAGCAGAAGCCGACAUGUCAGGUGUAACACUCAUUUCAGCACUCCUUAAUGCCGUGUACAAACAUAUAUUAGUACUGCAUGAAAAACAGUAGAAGCAGACAUGACCUUCAUGUCAGUAAAAGUACUGCAUUGACACAGAGGAGAUCCAUACACAGAAGUCUAGCAAUACACCGUUCAGCAAAAAAUGCUGUUUGCCCCGCGAUUGUCCUGACAGACACGAUCGUCAGCGUGUUAACUCUUCAGAGUUGUUUCAUAGUAUUAUCCACUGUGUUUGACUUUGGAUAAGCUUUACAAAUCAUGGAGGUAUUACACAAACUGAAUGUUGCGUAAUCUUCUCACUGUCACCUGCAAUCACCAACCCCUGGCAAACAGAACUGUGUGGUUUUUGAUGCCGUGCCAUUUGCCGUGAAUGGCUGCUAAGAACGAGACCCUGGGAUCACAUCUGUCUCCACACGUUGGUCCUCACUGGUCUUUAGUACACUUAAACUGUGAAAAAAAAAGCAUGCUGGGCUUUCUCACAACCUACACAACAAAGCAGCGUUAGCGUAGACUGUUGGUUUGUGUGUUUUAUGACACUGCAAAGCCAGCACUACCUUACAGAGCUGUGGUGAUAAACAGUGACUUUAAUUUCUGUAAUGUCUUGAAUCCAGUACCGUUGCUGGUUUGGUGUGAAGAGGUUCAGCAGCUGAUUGAAUGAGUGUUACAUUUCUGACCUCAUGGACUCAAAUGUGUGUGUUUGUGUGGAAAUAGAGAGGCGAAGGAAAAAGGCCUCUGAGUAGACAAAUGAACAGAGAGUUGAUGAGGAGCACUGCAGAAAAGGAGCUAUCUGAGGUGUGUUGGGAUGUCUGCAGCGUAUUACACACACAUCUUAAACGUGUCAGAACUUGACUUUAUUGUCACUGGUCGAUGGUCAGACUUGCAGUAUGCUUAAGAUACUUGAAGGCAACACUUUGAUUCCCCAGUUUGACAUAAAUGUUAGUCGACAAGAAAAGCUUCCAUUACUAACAGUAUAAAAAAAGCUAUAAAAAUAUAGAAUGUCUUGAAAGCUGCUAAAUGCAAGUCCACCAUCAGAAUUCAACCCUGCAGACCUCAACAGUGUGUGUUCAGUAACACCAACGCUUGCCCUUUACGUUUUGCUUGAAAGUACCACUUCAGUUCAUUAACACUGUGAGUUGAGCAGCUCUGAACUAAGUGUUGCUCUGGUGUUCAGUGUUUGCUGUUUGGGGGGAACCAGUUUAAGAUUUCUUUUGUAUCCUCAGGAAAAAGUUAUCUUAUUUCAAACAUAUUCAUCUACUGUGAGGAGACAUUCAGAAACAUAAAACUACUUGAAGUUAAAAAUAAUAUAUUAAAGCCAACAGCUAUAACAAAGUGACGAGCAGAACUGGCUGCAGGUGAGAAAGCAGUCGGUCCUGUUUUAUGUUCUAGUGGACAUUUUCUUUCAUUCCUGCUGUGAGAAGUUACAGUAAAAAGUGUGGAAGCUAACUUGUUUACAAAUGAGUUUUAUUAUGCAAUUUACUAACAGAUGCCAAACUGCUGUGCAGUGUCAGUGUGUAGCAGACAUGUACGAGGCUGUUAUUAACAUUCAUUAGACAUGUAAUAGAAGGAGCUCUCAGAAUAGAAAUGGAGUAAAAUGAUCAUUUUGACAUUUAGAAUGUGAUGUAGAAGCACAAAGUGGCUCGAGGGGCUUCCCUGUACGUCAGGUUGGGCUGCAACUUGCAAUCAUUUCAUUUUCUAAGCUUUUCAUUACUUUGUGUAAUAAUUGAUUAACAGUUUAGUCUCUAAAACUUAUUAAAAACUUACUAGAAAAAAGAGUGGCGCUUCUAAAACUCCUGUUUCUCCUUAACAGAAAUACACAAUGAUGUAAACCCAGAGGAGCUGGCGCCAGUGAACGUUUACAUUUUUCCUUAAAAAAAUGACUUAAACAGUCAGCUGAUCAUCAAACUUUUGGUUGAUUCAUCAAAUCGACAAAAGAAAAUGAAUCAGCUCAUUGUUUCAGUAAAAGUUUGAAAAGGUGGUGUGUUGAAAAUGAUGAAGUGUGAAUCACCUUUGACAAGGGCUUUGGAAAAAAACUCAUCAUCAUCAUUUCCAUGUCAGCUGUUUCACAUCUGCCAACAGCUACAGCAGCAUCUUCAGUUCAGCUGACAUCUCUCCGUCAGAAAUGGGCACCACAUCCACCAUAAAGUACAUAAGUGGGUUUCAGGGAGCAUGUAAACGUUCAGUUCUACAGGGAAAAGUAAUUCUGGAGUCUUAAUGUUUCCAUAUGACAGAAGUUACAGUCUGCUCCGACACAUUUAGCAGAGUCCACUUCACACUACAGCCAUCCCACUGUCACGAUACUGGCUGCGUUUCAGAGUUGACAUAUAUUACAAAAUUAAAUAAUAAUGCUAUGUUUGAAGUUGUUUUUAACUUAACAGAAAUAUAAGUGGAAAUGAUAUGUCUUACUAACGUACAGAUGUAAAAUGAUCAUGUUAAAGGGCUGUAUGAAUGCUCAGGAUGACAAUUUCAAAAUAAAACUUAU